UCCACUAUCAAACCUUUUCCUUUGUUUCGUUUGCUUCCUUUCUGACUCUCUCUCUCUCUCUCGCUCUCUCUGUCAUUUACUUUUCCUCUUGUAGGGGCUCAUUUAUUGGCCUGGAAUCUUAGUUGAUUUCUUGUUUUUGCUGUUUAUUGGGUGCAUGUGGAGUUUGAAAUCAUAGCGAUGAUGAUGAUGGGAAAAUAGUUCUAGUCUUGGUAAAGUAGUCGCUAUUGUUGGCUUCUAACUUUGAUUGUUUCUUUUGGUAUAUAUUUUGCUUUCUCAGUUUUUGGUUGGGGCUGUUUCACAUUUAGAGCAUUUCCAUUUUCUGAGAUGGGUUCUUGACUGCAUUUGGCAUGUACCUUUUCUCCUAAUCUGAACCGACAUAAUUUUUUUCCCAUUUAUCCUAUUGGGUUUUUGUGGAUGUCUUUCGUUAGGCCGAGGUUAUGGCAAGCAUAUGUAGAGUUUUUUUUUUUUUUUUGGGGGUGAAUAAUGAGAAGUUUCUGAAUGAUUUAUUGACCAAAGUGGCUCAUGUAUUGCUCCUGUGUUUUGCUGUGUGUUUGAGUUUCUCUAGAGAUAUGCUCCUGUAACGUUUUUCUUUAGAUUUUCUUGCAUUCUUGCAUGUGGAAAGAAAGGCCCCCCCUUUACCAGUAUUUGACUAUGUAACAGCGUGAGUGCUGAUGCCCUUCUUUUUGGUCUUCUCAAACUGUUUUCUUUUUUCUUUUUUUUUUUUGGGGUCUCUUAAAACAUAAAUGAAUCAAAGUGAAAUCUAGCUGACACGUGUAGAAUAAUGGGUAAUCUUUCAGUAAUUACGUUGGGUGAGCAUAUCUAAUUACAAGAAAAUGUUGUUUGAGCAUCGUUUUCAAUAUUGGUGUUCAGGUAAUUGGCUCUUCCUAACUGUAUAUUAAAGAGUCCAAGGUGAAGAGGUAUUUUGGGAAAAAAGGAACAUUGUAUUCUGGGAUUAAUUAAACUAAUCCCUAAAAGAGUGGAAAGGAACCUACUUGUUGAAGGUCCCGUGGCUUUUUUAUAAAAGUCCGAAGUAUUGACAACUUUGAGGCCAUACGAAUUCUGGACUUGCCAAGAAACGAUCGGAAUUCCUGUUCAUUCAAUGCCCCGUUUUACUGCUAAUUGUCCAUUGUGGUGGAAUUCCGAUGUACAUCGAAUUCCACCAGCUUUAUCUGUAAAUGCAUGCUUGAAAGCAGGAUCUCCUCCACAACUUUGUCAUGAUGCAAAGCAUUUAGGUCUUCAACUACCGAUCCAGGAAUCAACCACAAAUCAGUUGACUGGUCAAUCUCACCCCAAAGCAGGUGCUGCGGGAGGGAGCAAUUCUCAAGAUCAAUGCAUUUCAUCAGAAUCUGAUGGAGAUGAAGGCUGUGUCAGGGAUGUGGAAGGUCAAAAGAAGCCUUUCUUAUUGAAUAAUCCAUAUAUUAUUUGCAAUCCUUCACAAGUUGCUCACAACUAUUUAAUGUCUCGAGUGUCACAUGCCUAUGCCGAGCCAUGCUUGUUGACUACUUACAGACUACCAGCUAUUAUUCAGCCCGAGAUGGUGGGGAGAGUGCCUGCACGAGUCCCACUGCCACUUGAUUUUUCAGAUGAUGGACCCAUUUAUGUCAAUCCGAAACAGUACCAUGGAAUUCUUAGAAGGAGGCAGUCACGUGCAAAGCUUGAGGCUAAAACAAAAGUUGUCAAAACUCGAAAGCCAUAUCUUCACGAGUCACGGCAUCGUCAUGCAUUAAAUAGGGUUAGGGGAUCCGGUGGACGCUUUGUCAGCACAAGAAAGCUUCAUAAUCCUGAUCCGGCCGCCACUGACUUGCUUUCAAGUAAAACUAUGUCUGAGUUUGAUAGUCAUCGAUAUGCGGGUGGUCAAGAUACCACCUGCUCCAACAUCACACUUAUCUCCAAUAGCAAUGAUAACAAUACGUUUCAGCUGCGAGAUCCUAGAUUCUCAGGCAUCUCUCCCCUCAUGGGUGGAUCCAUGCAAUGCAAUGGAGGCCUUGUGUCUGGUGGCACCCAGCACUGUGCUUCAGUCGUCCGGUAAGACGAAUACAAAAGACCACGUUACUGGUCUGGCAAUUCAUCCUUGGCUUUGUUACUUUACUUUCUGUAUGUUUCCUACAUGUCUUGCAAAAAGCUUUUGGCAUACCACGAUGUAAUCUCUACCAAACUGUUUCAUUUGCAUGUGUUAAUAAGAGAACAUCGAUAUGGUUGCUAAUACAUCACUUUUGCUGUUCCUAAAUUGUUUGCACAAGUGUGUCAAGCGAAACAUUGACAUGUUUUGUAUUCCCAUGUGUGGCAUGGUUU
Molecule: messenger RNA, 2292 nt
Organism: Juglans regia (Persian walnut)
Lineage: Eukaryota; Viridiplantae; Streptophyta; Magnoliopsida; Fagales; Juglandaceae
Product: nuclear transcription factor Y subunit A-3-like
Exons: 6
Coding region: 1100-2029 (309 amino acids)
Biological process (GO): regulation of transcription by RNA polymerase II
Molecular function (GO): DNA-binding transcription factor activity, RNA polymerase II-specific; RNA polymerase II cis-regulatory region sequence-specific DNA binding
Source: RefSeq, a predicted model, not a curated record